Molecule: messenger RNA, 756 nt
Organism: Carica papaya (papaya)
Lineage: Eukaryota; Viridiplantae; Streptophyta; Magnoliopsida; Brassicales; Caricaceae
Source: RefSeq, a predicted model, not a curated record
AUGGCUGUGAAGAAAAAUAUUGAAGAUGUUCAAGGGAAAGACAAUUAUCCAUGUGGCCAGCAGCUAUUGAUUCACAAUGGAAAGGUCUUGAAGGAUGAAACUACGCUCGCUGACAACAAAGUUUCUGAAGACGGUUUUCUUGUUGUCAUGCUUAGCAAGAGCAAAAGUCUGGGUUCAUCUGGGACUUCAUCUUCUCAGCCCACUUCUACAACUGCAUCAACAACUGCAUCAACAACUGCACCAGUUUCAGUUUCUGCUCCGCCAGAGCAAGCGACGGUCCCAAAGAGCAAUGUAUCUACCUCAGAUGCAGCAGGAGCUAGAGAUCUUAACAUGGAGCUUAUGGAAAAGAUGAGCAUGUACAGACCACAUGCUGAUACCUAUGGUCAAGCUGCCUCCAAUUUAGUUGCUGGUAGUAAUCUUGAACAGACCAUUCAACAAAUAAUGGAUAUUGGUGGCGGAAACUGGGACAAAGAGACAGUUAGCCGAGCACUUCGUGCAGCUUAUAACAACCCGGAGCGAGCAGUAGAUUAUCUUUACUCUGGAAUACCUGAAACAACAGAAGUUGCUGUUCCAGUAGGUCAUUUGCCCGCAACUCAGAUAACAGAAACAGGUGCAGCCCCAGUAAUUGGUGCCUCUGGAGCACCUAAUUCGUCUCCUUUAAAUAUGUUUCCUCAGGAGGCACCAUCUGGUGCUGGUGUUGGUGGACUUGGAUCUCUGGAAUUUCUGAGAAGCAAUCAACAGGUAUUAUUCCUGUGA